This is a messenger RNA of Penicillium longicatenatum, 780 nucleotides long. It is a transcript of the gene med7, whose product is annotated as mediator complex subunit MED7. The transcript has 2 exons. NCBI's taxonomy places the organism in Eukaryota, Fungi, Ascomycota, Eurotiomycetes, Eurotiales, Aspergillaceae. Gene Ontology annotation, cellular component: mediator complex; core mediator complex. The record is from RefSeq and is a predicted model, not a curated record. The coding region runs from base 1 to 780 and encodes 259 amino acids. Gene Ontology annotation, molecular function: transcription coregulator activity. Gene Ontology annotation, biological process: regulation of transcription by RNA polymerase II.
AUGGCCGAUCCGAAUCAGCAACGCGCCGUCAAUACAGCCUUUGCGCCACCGCCGCCCUUAUGGAAACAUUUCACGCGUGAGAACCUCGACAGGUUAAAAGAGAUCAAGACAGAGGCUUCGAAAGACAAGAAUGGGCGGCCCAAUCGCAACAAGCAGUGGUCACCGGCAGAGUUACGCGCACUUGACUUGCCUCCCGAGCUUCGCUUCCUAGUUCCCCCAGACAUCCCCACGGGGGAGUACUCAGUAUUCGGCGAAUUGCAAACACUAUCGACCACUUUACCCUCGCUACAAGAGCAGGGAAUUGAACAGCUCUACCCUGAGCCUGCCACGAAUACCACCCAAGACUCUUCGCAACCGUCCCAAUCACCUCAACCGCUAAACCAUGCCUACUACCUCCUCAAGAUCAGCAAAUCACUCCUCCUCAACUUCCUGGAGACCGUCGGAAUCCUCUCAGGAUCGCCAGAACAGUUCGAGCCGAAGGUAGAAGACAUGCGCAACCUGUUCAUCAACGCUCACCACCUUCUCAACUUGUACCGCCCUCACCAGGCUCGCGAAUCACUCAUCAUGAUGAUGGAAGAGCAACUAGAGCGAACUAGACAAGAAAUUAAGCAGAUGGAUAAGGUCAAGGCUGAUAUUGAGAAUGUCCUAGAGGACAUCCAGGCCGAGGGCAGCCGUCUCAGCUCUGCAGACCCAUCGGCAGAUGCAAGCAGUCUGGAGUCAGCUUCACGCAAAGCCGAGGACUCGCGCAUGGUCUGGGACCUGCUUGAAAAGGAAAUCUAA